AUGAAUAGAAGUUAAUAAUAAUAUUUGAACAAAUAGCAGAAUUAUAUUUAGCUGCAUGAUUAAAAUAGUGAUUAAUUAUAGGAGAACUUAGAAAGACUUAGCAAUUUGAUGAUUAAGAAACCAUCUUAAGUUAAAAAAGUGUUUGUAUAAAUGCAUGGAUAUUUGAGAUCACCUUCUGCAAAUCUAACUAUGCAAACAAGGGAUACUCCUGCCUCAAAACUUAAAUCAAUUGGAUAAGUAGAUUUCGAAAAGAGCAGUGAUAAAAUUGCUUAACAAUUAAAUACAAAUUUGAGAAAUUCUUCUCUGAAUGUUACAAAUCAUUAUUUAGAAAAUUCAAAUUUAAAUUUUAAUUAAACUCAAAAACCUAGAAAUUAUAAUAGCUGGAUAGGAUUAAGUGUGAUUGAAAGAAAUAAAAUAUUUAUGGAAGAAAAAGAAAAAAAAUUGAAAAAAUUAAAAGAACAGAAAGAAGAAAAUGAAAUUAGUUAAUGUACUUUUGCUCCUGCUUUUUUUAAUCCAAUUAGAGUAUAAAGAAACAAGUCAUGUUAAGUUAACAAAUCAUAUUAAGAUAUUCAUUAAUAAAAAAAACUUCAUAAUUCAAGAUUAUAUUGA
Paramecium primaurelia is the source of this 609-nucleotide messenger RNA. The record is from the annotation of a GenBank genome assembly. NCBI's taxonomy places the organism in Eukaryota, Ciliophora, Oligohymenophorea, Peniculida, Parameciidae.